AUGGCGGGGAAUCCCAACUCCAGACCUGUAAUAACAACCAGCAGUACCUCUUACUGGGAGUUCAGGAAUUCAAGCACAGAAGGGACUCAAUGGUACGACAAACAGUUCAUGCAGAACAUGCCCAAGUACCUCAUCGUUGUUGAAGUUAUUUUGGGGCUCCUGGUGUGGACUCUGAUCGCAAGCACACGGUAUUUUCGGUUUUCUGAAUUUGGAUGGGUGAUGUUUGUGUCUGUCUUCUGUUGGCUUCUCACGCUCUUCCUCCUCAUCAUCAGCUUGACCAAUAGGCAAAUCCAACAUGAGUCUUGGCCAACAGUAGUUCUUGUUUUUAACUGCAGUGCCGCUUUACUGUACAUGUCGGCUGCUAUUGUUGAGGCAACAAUGAUAGAUCAUGAUGUCAAAGGUCAUCAUGAUUACAACUGUUGGGCAGCUUCAACGUUUUUUGCAUUUCUCAUUUCUCUGAGUUAUGCUGGUAGUGCAUUCUUCAGUUUCAAAUCCUGGCAGAGCAGAGAUGAAUAAAGCUGACUUGUGAUUGGUAGUUUCUGGUUAGUUUAAAAAUAUAUGGACACACUCUGAGGAAGGCUUGAUGGCCGAAAUGCAUCAGUGUGCAGUGUUUUAGUCAUCAUUUUUAAUGUUUUCUAAGUAAGCCAUGCUUUGAAUAAAGGCUUUUUAUAUUUUUGAACUGGAAGUAGUGCCUUGGGUUCUGAUUUAUUAAAAAUAUAUGGCUCGAUAAAUGUUUAAGACUUAAGAAAUGAACAUGUUUGCUUUUGUACUGUUCUGCUUUGUAAUGCAUUUGUAAUGUUUAAUGUAAUUCUAGUUUUUAGGGUUAUACCAGUUGUGAAUAAACAGACAUUGAAUGUUUCACAGUUUGCAUUGAAUGCUGUUUAAUGUAAAUCUUUAUCUACCGUACUUUUUAUGUAUUGGAAAUCCUCCUGAUAUUAAGACUGUAACUUCACUGAUGUAGAAUUGUUCUGAAAGUUUUUUAUGAAGAAUAAACGUGCAAUGAUUUUUACAUUUAUAUCUCAACUAUGCUCAUUAACUAUAUAGACUAUAUCGAGGUUUCGGGACAACUGCCUAUUACACCAAUAGGGACUGUUAUUGCAAUCUAAACAUAUCUCUAUUUAUUUCAUUUCAAAGGUGUUUAAUGGGGUUGAGUUCAGGCUUCCGUGCAUGUCACCCAAGUUUCUGCACACCAAACUCAUCCAAUCACGUCCUUACUUUGUGCCCUGGUACAUGAAGAAUAAAAUAAGGGCCUUCCAUACUGUCCCCGCAAAGUUAGAAAUGUAGCAUUUUCAGAAAUGCCGAAUUAGGACCAUAUUUAUAACUUGGGGCCAGUUGUUCAAAAGUAAUCCAUUUGGAUUUCGGCUAUCGGAUUAGAUCCAAAUUUUAAAAUGGGUUGUUCAAAACAAAAUAAUGGAUUCUGAAUUUGGAUUGGAUCACAAAAUCCAAUCAAAAUCUAGGUUUUGAUCUGGAUCAGAUUGUCACUUUGUGUUGGUCAAAACAUUUUAGUAAGAUUGGGAUUUGUUUGAUCCCAAAAAGUAGGAUUAUUCUGAUCCCAUCAGAAGGGUGGAUUUCAGGAACAAAUAUGUAAUAAAGCUUCCAAUAAAAUGUUACUAAAACAUAGAAACCUACAGUUAGUCUACAAUACAACAUUUGUAUUAAGUAAUAUUUAUAAAUUUAUCAUUUGUUUGUUGAAAUUUUGUUCAGUUCAGUUUAAUGAUAAAGUAUUCAAAGUAUAACAUUGGGCUAUAUUAAACCUUCCAGUCAAUUGAGAAAAAAAGUCCAAAUAAAUCCCUUAUACAGCAGACAAUAGCAAACCAAAAUUUAUUUUAACAAAAGUAACCUUCAACUGUCAUUUGGCACUGUACAUUAUAUUCAUUAAAUCACAACCAUCAGAAACCAAACAGUCAAAAGUUUUAACAACCAGCAUUUCUACAAAUGUAAACUACCGGACAUUUAACCUCUUUAUGACUAAAAAAAAAACAGAAGCACAGACUGAAUGUUAAAUUAAAACAACACAACUUUCGCUUAUUUUUUAUUUUAUUGUUUUUAUUUUAUACCCCAUACAAACCAAACUACCUGCUCUUUCUUACAUAGCUAAUAUUCAACAUUGACAUGUGAUCCCAUUUAAUCCAGAUUUGCUAAUCUGAAAAAGUGUGUAUUUGGAUCAGGGUGAUCCAAUCCAAUCCAAAACCAAGACAAAAGUGAGAUGGUUUACCUGAUCCUGGAUAGCAAAACAUGGGAUUUCCAAAUCUGGAUAAUUUUGAUCCAGAUUAAAUUUAUUGAACAACUGGCCCCUGGAAUUAUUCAUAUUCCUAAAAUGUAUAAGACUCCCAUCCUGCCUGGGCCAUAUGAAUAGAGGACCUUUCUGAGCCACCCUCAUUGACACACAUCCUUAUCGACUGUUUUCCGUAUAACAUGAAUGUGACGAGAUAAACCUCACCAGCCAUUUCCAGUUAACUUGUGAUUCAUGCUAGAAUAUGUUACACCAUAUGAAUCAUAAACAACUCGUAAGGAAAAACUCAGUAAAAUUAAGCAACGCAGUACGCCCACAUGACGUCAUUUACAUUGGUAGCGACGCGACAGAGACGCGUUCGCUUGUAGUGUCAAGACAGAUGGUUUAAACGGGAGUUUUAUGAAGUGUUUUUAACUCGUGUGUAGCCUAUUUCUCGUUGCCUGUUGUCACUUGAAUGAAUGAUGGUGGGGUUUUUAGCUCUUGAGCACUUAAAAUCAAACCAAGGAAUCCUCAAGAUCGUUCAGCUCGUGAUUCUCGUUGUCGCGUUCGCGUGCGUUCACAGCACAUGGUACAGCAGCAUUUAUGCCUAUGGUUUCUUUGAAGGGGUCACACUGGGUUACUCUGUGGCAAUCGCACUUUUCUUAAUACUCACGGUUCUUGGAGCUCCGAAGAGGAUAGAGUUUGUGAAGUGGACUGUUGUUGAGUUUGUGUUGGAUAUACUGGGAUUUGUUUUUGUCACCACUGGUUCCAUUGUAGCAGCUGUAAAGUCUUGUGAAGCUACCAUUUUAGUUGCAGCUUCGGUUUGUGGUUUACUUGUGUCGUAUCUUAUAGCAGGAAGUGUAAUGCUCUCAUACUUUGCCACCCGCCAUUCAAACCCCGAAAAUCAACCAGUAUAAAGAAAUCUUCAAGAUGGUUCAGAAAUGUAUGGAUUAUUCUAAAAUAUCUUACGGUUUCAAACUAAAAAGGUGCUGCUGAGGAAAUAAAUUGAGGUCAAAUUCUU
Misgurnus anguillicaudatus (oriental weatherfish) is the source of this 3233-nucleotide messenger RNA. Its product is annotated as CKLF-like MARVEL transmembrane domain-containing protein 8. NCBI's taxonomy places the organism in Eukaryota, Metazoa, Chordata, Actinopteri, Cypriniformes, Cobitidae. Gene Ontology annotation, molecular function: structural constituent of myelin sheath. Gene Ontology annotation, biological process: myelination. Gene Ontology annotation, cellular component: membrane. The record is from RefSeq and is a predicted model, not a curated record.